UGCUGCUGGCCUGGCAUUAGUUAAAGCCCUCCUCGUGAGCAGAGCACCAACUAAAAUCUCCGUCUCCUUCCUCCUCCUCGUGCGAGAGGAUCUCUCGCACGCCACACCAGCGCGCAGCGGCAGCGGAGAGUUCCUCCUUCCUCCCUCCGCAUGCGUCGCCGCUAACCAACUGAUCCUCCCUCCACGCACGUAAACCCUCGGCCGGCCAUGGAGCUCGCCUCUUCCACGCCGCCCGCCCCGUGGUGGCUCACCACGCGCGCGUGCGACCUCCCCUCGGCCGACACCACGGGGUUCCUCGACUGGGCCGCCUUCCUCUUCCUCUCCGCCUGCUCGCAGCGGGUCAUGCUCUCGGCGGUCUCCUCCGCGUUCCUCCUCGUGCUCUUCUGCUUCGCGGCCCACCGCCUCGUCACCCGCCGCCGCCGCCGCCAUGGCGGUGGCGACGGCGCCGAGAAGCCGCUGCUGGACCGGGGGGAGGGCCAGGAGGCCCGGGGCGCGGUGCGGGUCGGCGCGGGGUUCGUCGUGGCGCUGGCGGCAUCCGCGCUCCUCGCCGCCUUCUACGGCGUGCUGCUCGUCCUCUCGGUCGUGGCGCGGCCUGGAGAAAUCCAGGAGCCCGUGUUCCUGGCGCUGCAGUGCGCAGCGCACCUCGCCGCGGCGGCGCUGGUGGGCCACGAGAAGCGGUUCCGCGCGGCGGCCCACCCGCUCACGCUCCGCCUCUUCUGGCUCGCCUCCGCGGCCCUCACGGCGCUCCUCGCCGGCUCCUCCGUCGCGCGCCUCGCUUCCGCCGCCGCGCUGCUCCCCGACGACGCCCUCGCGAUCGCCGCGCUCGCCCUCUCCCUUCCCCUCCCUCUCCUCGCCGUCUCCGGCGCCACCGGCAUCACCACCGCCCUCGUCCUCCCCGCGGCGGCCUCGCAAGGCCUUAACGGAGACAACGAAGAAGACGCCGCCGGCAUCAAGCAGGACGAGAAGAACGUGACGCCGUACGCGCGGGCGUCGUGGGCCUCGCGGGCCUCGUGGGCCUGGAUGAACCCGCUGAUCAAGCGCGGGUACCGCGCCACGCUGGACCUGUCAGACGUGCCGACGCUGGCCCCCGCGCACCGCCCGGAGCGCAUGCACCAGCUCUUCCUCUCCCACUUCCCUUCCUCGGCGAACAAGGCGGACAACCCGGUGCGGCAGACCCUGUUCCGCUGCUUCUGGCCGCUCUUCCUCGUCAACGCGGCGCUGGCGCUGCUCCGGCUCACCGUCAUGUACGUGGGGCCAACGCUCAUCCAGAGCUUCGUCAGCUUCACCUCGGCGCCCGAGCGGCGACCGCUCUGGGAAGGGGUGCGCCUCGUGCUGGCGCUGCUGGCGGCGAAAGCCGUGGAGGCCUUCUGCAGCCACCAGUACAACUUCCACUGCCAGAAGCUCGGGAUGCAGAUCCGUGGCGCGCUCAUCACGGCGCUCUACCGGAAGGGGCUCAGGCUGUCGUGCUCCGCGAGGCAGAAGCACGGGCUCGGCAUGAUCGUCAACUACAUGGCCGUCGACGCGCAGCAGCUCUCCGACAUGAUGCUCCAGAUACACUACCUCUGGCUCAUGCCACUCCAGGUGGGCGUGGCGCUUGGUCUUCUGUACAUGUACCUUGGCCCGCCGGUGACGUCGGCGCUGGUGGGCGUGUUCGGUGUGAUGGCGUUCGUGCUGCUGGGCACCCGGCGGAACAACCGGUACCAGUUCGCGCUGUCGGGGGAGCGUGACAAGCGGAUGAAGGCGACGAACGAGAUGCUGAGCUACAUGCGGGUGAUCAAGUUCCAGGCGUGGGAGGAGCACUUCAACGCCCGGAUCGCCCGGUUCCGGCGCCUCGAGUUCGGCUGGCUCACCCGCUUCAUGUACUCCAUCUCGGGCAACAUGGUGGUGCUCUGGAGCGCGCCCACCGUGGUCUCCGCGCUCGUCUUCAGCACCUGCGUCGCCGUCGGCGUCCCGCUCGACGCGGGGCUCGUCUUCACCGCAACGUCAUUCUUCAAGAUCCUCCAGGAGCCCAUGCGGAACUUUCCCCAGGCCAUGAUCCAGGCGUCCCAGGCCAUGAUCUCGCUCCAGCGGCUCGACUCGUACAUGACCAGCGCCGAGCUGGACGAUGGCGCCGUGGAGAGGGAACCCGCGGCGGCGGCGCAGGACGGCGGGGUGGCCGUGCAGGCCAGGGACGGGGCGUUCACUUGGGAUGAUGAGGAGACGGAGGCCGGGAAGGAGGUGCUUCGGGGGAUUGAGCUGGAGAUCAAGAGCGGCAAGCUGGCGGCCGUGGUCGGCAUGGUCGGGUCAGGCAAGUCUUCGCUGCUCGGUUGCAUCCUCGGCGAGAUGCGCAAAAUCUCCGGCAAGGUGAAGGUGUGCGGUAGCACGGCGUAUGUCGCGCAGACGGCAUGGAUCCAGAACGGCACCAUCGAGGAGAACAUCCUGUUUGGGCAGCCCAUGGACGGGGAGCGGUACAGGGAGGUGAUCAGGGUGUGCUGCCUGGAGAAGGACCUGGAGAUGAUGGAGUUUGGAGACCAGACGGAGAUCGGCGAGCGAGGGAUCAACCUCAGCGGCGGCCAGAAACAGCGCAUCCAGCUUGCCCGCGCUGUCUACCAAGACUGCGACAUCUACCUACUCGACGACGUCUUCAGCGCCGUCGAUGCGCACACAGGCAGCGAGAUCUUCAAGGAAUGUGUGAGAGGUGCUCUGAAGAACAAGACUGUAGUCCUUGUGACGCACCAAGUCGAUUUCCUGCACAAUGCAGAUAUCAUAUAUGUAAUGAAGGACGGCACCAUCGCGCAAUCCGGCAAGUACGACGAGCUCAUCAAGCGCGGCUCCGACUUCGCUGCUCUGGUGGCAGCGCACGACAGCUCCAUGGAGCUGGUGGAGGGCGCAGGGCCAGUGUCGGAGGAGCCGUCCGGCCAACAGCCGUCCAUCAAUGGCCACGGCAGCAGCAGCAUCAAGUCCAACGGCGAUCACGCCAGCGCCACGGCUGCGGGGGACUCCGUGUUGUCGGCCAAGGCCGAGAAGACGUCGGCACGGCUGAUCAAGGAGGAGGAGCGGGCCAGCGGGCACGUGAGCCUGGCCGUGUACAAGCAGUACAUGACGGAGGCGUGGGGUUGGGGCGGCGUGGCGCUCGUGGUGGCCGCGUCCGUGGCGUGGCAAGGGUCCGUUCUGGCCAGCGAUUACUGGCUCGCCUACGAGACCUCGGAGGACAACGCCGCCACGUUCCGGCCCUCGCUCUUCAUCCGGGUGUACGCCAUCAUCGCCGCCGCCUCGGUGGUGCUGGUGACGGGCCGGGCCUUCCUCGUGGCCUCCAUCGGCCUCCAGACCGCCAACUCCUUCUUCAAGCAGAUCCUCCACAGCAUCCUCCACGCACCCAUGUCGUUCUUCGACACCACCCCCUCCGGCAGGAUCCUCAGCAGGGCGUCUUCGGACCAGACCAACGUCGAUCUGUUCCUGCCCUUCUUCGUCUGGCUCAGCGUGUCCAUGUACAUCACGGUCAUCAGCGUGCUGGUUGUCACAUGCCAGGUGGCAUGGCCGUCGGUCAUCGCCAUUAUCCCACUUCUCAUACUUAACUUGUGGUACCGGGGCUACUACCUUGCAACGUCGAGGGAGCUGACUCGGCUCGAGUCCAUCACCAAGGCACCGGUGAUCCACCACUUCUCCGAGACGGUUCAGGGUGUCAUGACCAUCAGGUGCUUCAGGAAAGGGGAUACCUUCUUCCAGGAGAACCUCAACCGGGUGAAUUCCAGCUUGAGGAUGGAUUUCCACAACAAUGGCGCCAACGAGUGGCUCGGUUUCCGGCUAGAGCUGGUUGGGAGCUUUGUUCUCUGCUUCACUGCCUUGCUUAUGGUCACUCUGCCGAAAAGCUUCGUCAAGCCAGAAUUUGUCGGUCUAUCGCUCUCCUAUGGUCUAUCUCUCAACUCAGUGUUGUUCUGGGCUGUAUGGAUGAGUUGCUUCAUCGAAAAUAAAAUGGUCUCAGUCGAGAGGAUAAAGCAAUUCACAAACAUUCCAUCCGAGGCAGAAUGGAGGAUCAAGGACUGUCUACCUGCUGCAAACUGGCCAACAAAAGGCAAUAUAGACGUUAUUGAUCUCAAGGUCAGGUAUCGGCAUAACACUCCACUAGUGCUGAAGGGCAUCACACUAAGCAUACAUGGAGGAGAGAAGAUUGGAGUUGUUGGUAGAACUGGCAGUGGAAAAUCAACACUGAUCCAGGCCUUGUUCAGAAUAGUGGAGCCUUCGGAGGGGAAGAUAAUCAUCGAUGGCAUCGACAUCUGCACCUUGGGACUCCAUGAUCUGAGGUCUCGGUUCGGUAUCAUCCCUCAAGAGCCCGUACUAUUUGAAGGUACUAUCCGGAGCAACAUCGACCCGCUUGAGGAGUAUUCUGAUGUUGAAAUUUGGAAGGCCUUGGAUCGUUGUCAGCUGAAAGAAGCUGUGGCUUCAAAACCUGAAAAGCUGGACGCAUCAGUUGUCGACAAUGGAGAGAACUGGAGUGUGGGACAACGCCAACUGCUUUGUCUGGGCCGGGUGAUGCUGAAACACAGCAGAAUACUGUUCAUGGACGAGGCAACUGCUUCUGUGGACUCUCAAACCGAUGCUGUAAUUCAGAGGAUCAUCCGGGAAGACUUUGCAGAGUGCACCAUCAUUAGCAUUGCGCACAGGAUACCGACGGUCAUGGAUUGCGACAGAGUCCUGGUCAUUGAUGCAGGACUAGCAAAGGAGUUUGACCGGCCUGCGAGCCUGAUCGAAAGACCAUCGCUCUUUGGAGCAUUGGUUCAAGAGUAUGCAAAUCGAUCGUCUGACAUGUAGCGGAUGAGAUAAUGGCCAAUUUUUUGAUCCAAGAUUUGGGAAGAAUCAAGGAAUGGAAAUUUUUCAAGAUGGUAGCACGAGCAACCUUGAUUCAUGCUCUGAGCACAAGUCUGAAAAAUUGUGUGAGCAGUUACUGAUCUAGAGAAAGGUCAUGAGAAGCUGCAGUUUGAGAUAGGCCUUAAGAUGUGAGGAGACAAAAUUCCAAGAUAGUAGUGCUUUAAGAUGGAUUCUUUCUAUUACUAUGAGCUGAAGAUGAUGUAUCAUGUAUAUGUAUCGUAUAACUGAAAGCAUUAUUGCCGCACAUUUUCAGUUCAACAGUUGAGCCGUAUGGAACAAAAUAUCAUCACGGAAUCUCCAAGAUAUAUUUUCUGCAGAAGAAACUGAAAA
Messenger RNA from Brachypodium distachyon (stiff brome), 5175 nucleotides. RefSeq names its product ABC transporter C family member 4. Gene Ontology annotation, molecular function: ATP binding; ABC-type transporter activity; ATP hydrolysis activity. The record is from RefSeq and is a predicted model, not a curated record. Gene Ontology annotation, cellular component: plant-type vacuole; vacuolar membrane. The coding region runs from base 208 to 4788 and encodes 1526 amino acids. The transcript has 11 exons. NCBI's taxonomy places the organism in Eukaryota, Viridiplantae, Streptophyta, Magnoliopsida, Poales, Poaceae. Gene Ontology annotation, biological process: transmembrane transport.